CCACGGAAGAAGAAAAAGAAGAAAAGAUUCUGGAAAAGCAAAGCGCGAGAAGCAGGCGGGAGACCGGGAGGCGACCCCUCGGCCGCGCUGCUACCCCCGAGGGCCCCGGAGGCCUUUUCCCGGAACUGGAAGGCGCUGCAGGAGGUGUUGAAACAGAAGUCACAGGCCCCAGAAAAACCUCUUGUUCUCUCUCAGCGGGAUUCCAAAAAGCAGCCCCAAAUGACCCGACAGGACAGAAAAGCCAAGAGAGAGGAGGCGGGGACGGAAAAGGCAGGCGGAGAGGCAGCCCUGGGCUCCCUUCCUCCAGCAUCACUGCCCAGCAAGGCCCGCGGAGCAGAGCACAGGGAGAAAGCCAAGAGAAGGCCAAAUGGUGACAUUUCUCCAAAAGGAGGGGGUCUCAGACAUAAGAAGCGGAAAGCCGAAGAGGCGACGGCAGCCUUGGCCCCAGCCCCGCCCACCGAACAAGACAUCUGGUUCGAUGAUGUUGACCCGGCGGAUAUCGAAGCGGCCAUGGGCCCAGAGGCAGCCCAGAUAGCGAGGAAGCAGCGGGGCGAGAGGGAGAGCGGCGUGGCGCUGGUGAAGGAGCAGGCCUUCAGCGGCCUGACGAAAGCCUUAGCCAUGGACUGCGAGAUGGUGGGCGUGGGCCCCACAGGGGAGGAGAGCCUCGCCGCCCGCGUGUCCAUUGUGAACCAGUACGGGAAGUGUGUCUACGACAAGUACAUCAAGCCGACCCAGCCGGUGACGGACUACAGGACGGCGGUCAGCGGGGUCCGGCCGGAGCACCUCCAGCGGGGAGAAGCAUUUGCAGUUGUUCAGAAGGAAGUGGCCGAGAUGCUGCGGGGCCGGAUCCUCGUGGGACACUCGCUGCACAACGACUUAAAGGUCCUCUUUCUUGAUCAUCCAAAGAAGAAGGUUCGGGACACACAGAAAUACAAGCCUUUCAAGCGUCAGGUGCAGAGUGGAAGGCCGUCGCUGAAGCUGCUGGCGGAGAGGAUCCUGGGCGUGCGGGUGCAGCAGGCAGAGCACUGCUCGAUUCAGGAUGCCCAGGCAGCAAUGAGACUCUACGUCACGGUGAAGAAGGAGUGGGAACGCGCAGUCCGGGACAGGCGCCCCGCCGCGGCCGCCACUCCAGACCACGGCAGGGAUGACGCGUAGCGGAGCCCACCACCCCCAUGGCAGCGUUUGCGUCCACAGGCACUUGUGACCAAGUCACAGGACAGUCUCCCCAGAGUGGCGACAGAUCGUGGCAGCGGGAUGGGGCGCUCACGCUGCUGAGGGCCACCUCUGUCCUCCGAUGGGAAAAGCGUUUGUCCUGGGCACAGCCAGCAGGUGGCGCUGGGACCCAUGUGCAGCCGCUCCGCUGCGUUCACCGGGUCCCAGGGCAGGAAGCCGCCAGGUGUUCACGCCUUCCUCCAAGGAGGCCCUUCUCUCCGCCGCAGCGAUGGGGAGUCUGCAGCCUCGAGAAGCCCAGACCACGGUCCGCAGCCAGCUCAGCCACGGCCUCGCCGAGGCGUUUCCUGUGGCCACCCCGGGACUGGAGCUGGUGGCGGUGUUCCUCCCUCCCCACCCCACUGCCCGCCAAGCUUAACCCCAGGGUCAGCCGCGCUGUGGCCAGGUCGGCUCAGGCUGCCCCGCGUGGUGGGCUGUUAGCACUGAAGUGCUUCCCGGGCCGGAGCUGACAUGCCUAUCUCGGGCGAUCUGACCAGGGUCU
Molecule: messenger RNA, 1711 nt
Organism: Myotis brandtii (Brandt's bat)
Lineage: Eukaryota; Metazoa; Chordata; Mammalia; Chiroptera; Vespertilionidae
Gene: REXO4
Product: REX4 homolog, 3'-5' exonuclease
Exons: 8
Biological process (GO): rRNA processing; DNA catabolic process
Cellular component (GO): nucleus
Molecular function (GO): nucleic acid binding; 3'-5' exonuclease activity
Source: RefSeq, a predicted model, not a curated record